AUGCGGGGCGACCUAACGGGCAUCCCCGAGGCUCGGCACGUCGAUAUCGAGGAGCGCCUGUACCCUGUCUCACCAGCCGACCUGGAACGUCAGCUCGUCCGACUCAAACAAGAACGAAAGGAUGUCACUCAAGAGGAUAUUGUCAAGGUGGUUACAAUGGCCCUUCGCCGGCCAUUGACACGGGACGACGCGCAUUUGUUCGAGUCACCUUCGAACAUCGACGAUCCCGAUCGCUGGCUCGACUGGUUCUCCAGCACCCUGAAAACAUGCGACGAGGCCCGGACGGCUAACCGCAACUUCGAAAACGCACGAGUGGCAAUCAUUUCCGACACGCGGUGGUCACGUUUCCAGCGAAAAAACCUGGCCUCAAUCGAGCUACCCGGUGUUGGACCCAUCCCUGAAACCGAUUGCACGCCACCCGAGGGUGUCGUCCUACCUAUCGGCGGUACUAAAAUUCCCCGUCUACCUGCUCAGCAACUGGUCAAAGUCCACGGAGCCGUACAGUACCACUUAACCGACGACAGGGCCUCUUUCACCCUACCAUUAAGGGACCUGGAACUCACACGACUACCCUCGGCCAUCUGGCGCAUCUGUCGCAGGACGCUCUCAUCUCGGCGCCACUACCUGGACCUCGCCCUCGGAGGCCAUCAUAUUGAAAGCACCCUCGCCACCCCUGACGGCCGGUCGCAAACCCCGGAGUCUCUCUCCCCGGGUGCCGUUGACUCAAACAAUCCCCUCGAGUCCCCGACGGUCGAAUUGCCGUUCCUGGGCCUAAAAGAUGACGAGCUCCUUUCAAUGGUGGCACCAUCCCCUCGACCAGACCAAAAGGUGUGCCAAGUGGGUUCCAAUCCAAACGCCCCGUUGGUUCAGGUCCGCAUCCAAACGGCCGACACGCUUGCGUUAGUGGAUACAGGAGCUUCCGUGACGGUAAUUAGCGAGGCGUUCUGGAACGAACUCGGGAGCCCUCCUCUCCAAAAACCGGUGUAUGGGUUGGUCUCGGCAUCCAACACGCCUAUACGAACGCUGGGCCUCCGCCCGUGCAUUCUGGGGAUUAACCUGUUGCGCAAACUCAAGGCCCUCGUCAACCUCUCAACCAACUGUGUUGGCUUUGGGGAUUCUCCCAUCACCCUACCGUUCCACACCGACGACGCCCAGACGACACCAAGAACGGUAGCCCAUCUCAAACGUGAGGACCCGCGGGAACCACCGGAACAGAAAGCUCACGAACCCGCGCCUUCGGUCUCCCUACACAACGUGCCGACCAACUGGCCCACUGUCCACCCCACGUCCACGGUCUAUGUCAAAAGCAACUCCCGCAGGCUUGUCUUAUGCCACAUCUCGUCAGACCUCCCGGAAGGGUGCCCUAUAUUGGUAGAGUCCACUGCCUCGUUGUCCCCUUUACAUAUCGCCCGUUCGAUCAACAUCGUCCGGAAGGAAGGCUUCUGGGUCCAGGUGCGGAACCACUCGGACACGAAAUUAGUCAUUCGCCCCACCGACGCCAUCGGAGUGGUUACCCACCUCCCGGACCACUACAGGAACCACACGGACACGCCAGCGUCGGACACGUUGCCCACCCCGUCGCCCCGGAGCGCGACUUCUCUGCGGGGGGGAGAGAGGGAGGUUCCACAGGAGGCGGAAACACUCUGCGCACUAUCCACAGGAGCGCAGGAAACAAGUACGAAACCAGGCAAGGAAGAGAUCCAAAUUGACUGGAAAGACUCCAGUCUGAGCCUCGAACAGAAAGAACUCCUCCGAAAACUUCUCCUGCGCUUCGACCUCUUCGUCUCGACAUCAAAAGCCCCGGGAAGGACUGACCUGACCAAAUGCCACAUCAACACCGGGGAUGCGACCCCGAUCAAACAAGCACCAUUCCGAGUGACCCAACGAGAGGGAGAGAUCAUGGAAGCAGAAAUCAAACAGCUCCUGGAGCUUGGACUGAUCCGACAUUCCACAAGCCCGUGGGCUAGCCCAGUACUCGUGAUCAGGAAGCCGGACGGUUCCAUCCGGUUCUGCAUCGAUUACCGACGGCUCAACGACGUCACGAUCAAAGAUUGUUACCCAAUGCCUCGAGUAGAUGAUCUCUUGGAUGUUCUGGGCAAAUUCAAGUUCUUCACAACCAUGGACGUGGCAUCGGGAUACUGGAACGUGCGGAUGGCUGAAGAAAGCAUCGAGAAGACAGCCUUCACCUGCAAGUACGGGCUGUACGAAUGGCUAGUCAUGCCCUUCGGACUGUGCAACGCGGUGCCGCAAUUCGAAAGGCUCAUGGAAGGGGUCCUCCAGGAAUACUUGUGGCGCAUCUGCUUGGUCUACCUAGACGACAUCAUCAUCUUCAGCGAGGACUUUGGCGAACAUCUAGUGCGCAUAUCCCAAGUCCUGACGCGCCUCCAGGAUGCCGGGUUCAAACUGAAAGCGUCCAAGUGCCAAUGGGGAAGGGAUAGGGUCGGGUUCCUGGGGCACACGAUCACCCCGGGAGGCAUCCUACCAAACCCUGAAAAAGUGAAAGCGGUGCUGAGAAUCAAACCCCUGAAAAACGUGGCCCAAGUCCGAUCCUUCCUGGGACUCGCCGGCUACUUCCGGAGAUUCAUCAAGGGGUACGCCCUGCUAUCUCGACCCUUGGAAAAACUUAAUGUGGCCGACGAGUUCGAAUGGUCCCCGGAAUGUCAAACCUCCCUACCCGGACUUCGAACUACCUUUCACGGUCUUCGUGGACGUAUGCUCCAUUCUGUAGCCCUGGGGGCAGUAUUGAUGCAAGAACAACGAGGCCGACACCGAGUGAUUGCUCUGAGCCUCGAACAGAAAGAACUCCUCCGAAAACUUCUCCUGCGCUUCGACCUCUUCGUCUCGACAUCAAAAGCCCCGGGAAGGACUGACCUGACCAAAUGCCACAUCAACACCGGGGAUGCGACCCCGAUCAAACAAGCACCAUUCCGAGUGACCCAACGAGAGGGAGAGAUCAUGGAAGCAGAAAUCAAACAGCUCCUGGAGCUUGGACUGAUCCGACAUUCCACAAGCCCGUGGGCUAGCCCAGUACUCGUGAUCAGGAAGCCGGACGGUUCCAUCCGGUUCUGCAUCGAUUACCGACGGCUCAACGACGUCACGAUCAAAGAUUGUUACCCAAUGCCUCGAGUAGAUGAUCUCUUGGAUGUUCUGGGCAAAUUCAAGUUCUUCACAACCAUGGACGUGGCAUCGGGAUACUGGAACGUGCGGAUGGCUGAAGAAAGCAUCGAGAAGACAGCCUUCACCUGCAAGUACGGGCUGUACGAAUGGCUAGUCAUGCCCUUCGGACUGUGCAACGCGGUGCCGCAAUUCGAAAGGCUCAUGGAAGGGGUCCUCCAGGAAUACUUGUGGCGCAUCUGCUUGGUCUACCUAGACGACAUCAUCAUCUUCAGCGAGGACUUUGGCGAACAUCUAGUGCGCAUAUCCCAAGUCCUGACGCGCCUCCAGGAUGCCGGGUUCAAACUGAAAGCGUCCAAGUGCCAAUGGGGAAGGGAUAGGGUCGGGUUCCUGGGGCACACGAUCACCCCGGGAGGCAUCCUACCAAACCCUGAAAAAGUGAAAGCUGUGCUGAGAAUCAAACCCCUGAAAAACGUGGCUCAAGUCCGAUCCUUCCUGGGACUCGCCGGCUACUUUCGGAGAUUCAUCAAGGGGUACGCCCUACUAUCACGACCCUUGGAAAAACUUAAGGUGGCCGACGAGUUCGAAUGGUCCCCGGAAUGUCAAACCUCCCUGGACAACCUGAAGAGAAAGCUGGCCAGCCCCCCAAUCCUAGCCUACCCGGACUUCGAACUACCUUUCACGGUCUUCGUGGACGCAUGCCCCAUAGCCCUGGGGGCAGUAUUGAUGCAAGAACCACGAGGCCGACACCGAGGGAUUGCGUAUGCUAGCCAAGCCCUGGACGCCUCUCAACAAAAAUGGAUCAAGAAGAAAGACGGAGUCUCGGAGAUCGAGUGUUAUGGGUUAGUGUGGGCCACAACCAAGUUCAGACCCUACCUCGACCGGAGACACUUCACGGUCUACACGGAUCACGCGGCCCUAGUAUGGUUAUACAAGACCGGAUCGAAGUCCGGGAACGGGAAGUUGGCCCGGUGGGCCGUGCACCUACAAAGCCUGGAUUUCACAGUGGUUCAUCGCCCUGGAGCACAGAUGGGGUGCGCCGAUGGACUGUCAAGACUCCCUAUAGAGUCCCAGGGCGAACCCACCCCGAGCGCAUAUCUUUGGGAUGCGGAAACCGAAGAUUUCUCAGCCGUGCCCCUGCCGGCAGGGGGUCCCCGAGUGUGCUCUAUAGGCUCGGGAGUAGUGGGAGCGAUCACAAGGGGCCAAGCCCGCGCGUCGGAACCACCCCAGGAACCCCCGGAAGCCAAAACGAGAAAAGGAGUGAACCCCAAGGACCCAAGCAAACUCCCUAGAACCCCCGACCGUAACCUCGACGGCGAAACUCCCGUCUCUGAGGGCUUGGAAGAUUCUCUGGUCGAGGAGGGGCCCGCUCCGGCAGCCGAAGCGGACGGGGUGUCGCCCCUGAAACUGCCUCCGUACUACGACGACACGUACGCUCUACCCGACUGGGUACUGCGUAAAGAACAGGCAAGGGAUCCGUUCACCAUUUCCAUGAAGGCGUACCUCGAGGACAAGGCACUUCCCCUGGAAGAAUGGCUUAUGAAGGUGGUAACCCGGACGUCCGAGCAUUACGAAGUGAAGGACCAACUACUCCGCCGGUCGGCCCGAUCCUCUCUUUGGAUUCCCGGAAGACUCUAA
Molecule: messenger RNA, 4752 nt
Organism: Aphanomyces astaci
Lineage: Eukaryota; Oomycota; Saprolegniomycetes; Saprolegniales; Verrucalvaceae
Exons: 4
Coding region: 1-4752 (1583 amino acids)
Biological process (GO): proteolysis
Molecular function (GO): aspartic-type endopeptidase activity
Source: RefSeq, a predicted model, not a curated record